Messenger RNA from Eimeria mitis, 1059 nucleotides. RefSeq lists its product as uncharacterized. The record is from RefSeq and is a predicted model, not a curated record. Gene Ontology annotation, molecular function: transcription cis-regulatory region binding. Gene Ontology annotation, biological process: regulation of transcription by RNA polymerase II. NCBI's taxonomy places the organism in Eukaryota, Apicomplexa, Conoidasida, Eucoccidiorida, Eimeriidae. The coding region runs from base 1 to 1059 and encodes 352 amino acids. The transcript is spliced from 6 exons. Gene Ontology annotation, cellular component: nucleus.
AUGGCUCCCUUCUUCAAGACCGCCGCAGCAUUUUGCCUUGUCGGACUCUUCGGGCUCCAGUCGGUGGCGGCCAACGUAACAAAAUAUAAAUAUGAAGUAACACAUGCAGGCGACGACGCCUACUUGACGGUCAAGUUGGCCCGUAAUGGAAAAAUUUCGGCCAAGAUCAGCGCAGCCGAAAAGGACACUGAGACCGUCACCGCCUUGGAGAAAAAAGUAAAGGCCGACGGAGAAUCACCUCAAGCAACGUGCGAUGAAUUGUUAACAGCCGACCUUAAGAAGUUCUUCCAUCACACUUUCACUUACACUGAUAAGCCAGACUACCGUGCACUGGUGCAGGAGGCUCUAAACGCCGGACUGGCAGAAUUCACCCAAACGUACCCCGCAGAUGCAGACAAGUGGACGACGAUGUGGACGAAGGAAAAGGCUGUUAGCGUGAUGCACCUUCUCGGAGCCAGCAGCACUAAAGUCGGCUGCGUCAUUGCAAAGUGUGCAAAAACCAGUGUGGUUGAUACGCUCACGGAGUCAGACGCAGAAACAGUAAAGGCUGUGCUUUUCUGUAAAUUAAGUCCUGCAGCAAAAGAGAACGAGGCCGCCUUCAGCGAGGAGUACUUCAAGGAAAUUAUUGCACGAAAAGACAAACUAAACAGUAUGACGGAAGAUGAUCUGAAGGACCCGAUUCAGCAACUGCAGCAGCAGCAGCAGCAGCAGCAGCAAGAACAGCAGCAGCAGCAGCAAUAUCACCUCUAUCAAACCCAACCAGCAGAAACAGCAGCAGCAGCAGCAGAAACAGCAACAGCAGCAGCAGCAGCAGAAACAGCAACAGCAGCAACAGCAACACCAGCAGCAACACCACCAACAACACCAGCACCAGCAGCAACAGUAACAGCAGCAACAGCAGCAGCAACACCGCCACCACCACCACCAGCAACACCACCACCACCACCACCACCACCAGCAACAGCAGCAGCAGCAGCACCACCACCACCACCAGCAACAGCAGCAGCAGCAGCAGCAACAGCAGCAGCAGCAGCACCACCACCACCACCGGCACCAUAA